AUGUCCGAUCCCUCAGAAGACCUCUCCUCAAUGGGCUUUACAUCCUUCGGCAAAACCCCAAAACACCACCAAACAGCUCCAAUCCACGCCAAUCCCACGCCCUUCCCAUCAUCAUCAACAUCACUACCCCCCCGACCACCCUUCCAACAAGGCAAUCAAUCCCCCCACAAUCAACACCAUAAUAACAAUAACAACAACAACCAAAACUACCGUGGUCGAGGUGGCAGAAACUUCAAUAACAGAGGAGGAAGAGGAGGAGGAGGAGGUCAAGGUCAUCAAGGACAUCAAGGUCAUCAAGGACAAGGAGGUCCCCACCGUCGUAACUUCCAUACAAAUCCACAAUUCCAACGUGGCGGCCGCGGUGGUCGACACCACCAUCCAUACCCCCACCGUCAAUCCCACGAUAAUCACAAUCACCAACAAAGACAAGACUUCACAACCUCAUCAUCAACCCCCUCCUACCGUUCCAAAGAAUUCGGCGAGGGACUCUACAAACCUUCUAUGAACGAAGAUCCCUGGGCUCCCUUAACCCAGAAUAAACAAUCACAAUCACAAUCACAACCACAAUCACAACCACAAUCACAUCAACAAAGUAAGACAGCCAUAACAACAACAACAACACCCAACGACGUCUGGAUGGGACAAACCGCCGCCGCCACCAGUACCAAUAUAGAAGACAAAAGUACUUGGUACGACAAACCAGAAGAUAAAGCCGCCGACGGCGGUGGCUGGAAUGCAGACGAAAUCGACCUAGGAGACGAUUGA
Messenger RNA from Orbilia oligospora ATCC 24927, 765 nucleotides. RefSeq lists its product as uncharacterized. The record is from RefSeq and is a predicted model, not a curated record. The transcript has a single exon. NCBI's taxonomy places the organism in Eukaryota, Fungi, Ascomycota, Orbiliomycetes, Orbiliales, Orbiliaceae. Bases 1 to 765 code for a protein of 254 amino acids.